AGGACUCCGAAUGGUUUUCUCGCUGAGUGCUUGUGUCCAUGGCAGAUGGACUCAGAAGAUGCUCAGGACGCCCUCGUCACAUUAAAGAGGAUUUAUGAGCGUCUUCUUAACGAGCCUUCACAGCCAUUUGAUUGUAAAGAGGAGGUUCCCAGUGAGCAACAGGAGUGGAGCCCCAGUCUGGUCCAGGGAGAACCAAAGCCCCCACACAUUAAAGAGGAAGAGAAUGAACUCUGGAGCAGUCGGGAGGAAGAGCAGCUUCAAGGACCCGAGGUGUUGCCAGUCACUCCUGUCCCAGUGAGGAGUAAAAAUGGUGACGUGAAAGCUCAGUCCUCACAUCUUCAUCAAAGUCAAACUGGGAACAACAGAGAGACCAGCCCCUCAACUGACCAGAUGAAAACAGAACCUGACGGAGAAGACUGUGGACUAUCAGAACCAGCCAGCAACUUGGAUCCAGCUGCUAAUUUACAACCAAACAGUGAUGGAGAGCCCCUCUCUUCAGAUGGUUGUGAAAGUAGUGAGACUGAAGACAGUGAUGAUGGUUGGAACCAGGCUGAAGAUGCUCAGUCAGGAUUGGACGGAAUCAAGAAUGAAAUAAGUCCUCAGAGAUGUACUGAGAUGAAACCCUUCAGCUGUUUUGUCUGCGGUAAAGGUUUUUCGAGAAGAGACUAUGCACAGAAACACAUGAGAAUCCACGACAGAAAAAAGCCAUUUACUUGUUCGGUCUGCGGCAAAGGGUUUUCUCAAAGAGGGUGGAUGCGGAGACACAUGAAAAUCCACCCGGGAGAAAAACCGUUCGAUUGCUCGGUGUGCGGUAAAUGUUUUACGAGAAGAGACGCUGCAGAGACACACGCGAGAGUUCACACAGGGGAAAAGCCAUUCGGCUGUCCGUUCUGCUGUAAAAGGUUUUCUAACCGCUGGGGUAUGACGAAACACGCCAGAGUUCAUACAGGACAAAAACCCUUCAGCUGCUCAGUCUGUGAGAAGGGUUUUUCAAGUGGGAAACAAAUGGAGAGACACAUGAGGACGCACACAGCAGAGAAACCCUUCAGUUGCUCAGUCUGGUAAACGAUUUUCACACAAGUUCAGUCACACAAAACACAAGAGGUUUCACAUGCCCCUUGUCCACUACAUGGUACCGGCUCGACUCGCCCCGCCCCGCCCUUUUCUCGUUUUCCAUUACUGGAAUGUGCCGGCAUUUUGGUAACUUACCACUUUUCUGGUACCACCUUUGUCGAGGUUCCAAAAAAACUGGAGCGGGUACCAAAAGCAAUGCAGACCUCCGAUUGGUCAGAGAAACGCGUCACCGCGUCAUUUUGCAUCAUCAGUGCACGCAUGGGAUAUCACCCGGCAGUUUUAAAUACCGAAGCGGAACCAUCUUAAAAGUAGUUCUAAUGAAUCUUACAAUGAUUUAUAGCCACACUUAUAGGGCGUUAUAGAUGCUUAUAGGGCGUUAUGGAUGCAAGCUUCAUAGAAAGUGUUACCAAAGAACAUUUUAAAAUUGAAAACCAGGUGUCACUAUGACGACCAGCUACACUGAGGGGGUACUGUUACGGUAAUGGAACACGACACAGAAGCGAGUCGAGUUGAGCCGGUACCACGUCAUGGAAAAGGGGCAAUAGAUGACAAAACGAGUAAACUUUGGGGCGCCCCGGUGGCUCACCUGGUAGGGCACGUACAAGGCUGAGUCCUUACCGCAGCGGCUUGGGUUCGAAUCCGGCCCGGGCCCUUUGCUGCAUGUUAUCCCGUCUCU
Molecule: messenger RNA, 1750 nt
Organism: Lampris incognitus (smalleye Pacific opah)
Lineage: Eukaryota; Metazoa; Chordata; Actinopteri; Lampriformes; Lampridae
Product: oocyte zinc finger protein XlCOF7.1-like
Exons: 2
Coding region: 46-1065 (339 amino acids)
Cellular component (GO): nucleus
Source: RefSeq, a predicted model, not a curated record